UUCAUCGAGUGUAAAAGGGGAACAUUGCUCUACUCUGCGUGGUUUGAUGAUCGAUAUGCUGAAAAUUAUAUCCAGGUUUUGUUAAUGACUUCACGCAGAAAACAACCACCGCCUCUCUCAUGUCGUUUCCAAAAUGGGUCAACUUCUUCUAUCUCUGUAGGAGCUGUUACUCCGUAUUAUGAAAUCAACAAACGAUACAGCAACAAACGUUAUGGUCUCUUUGUAGCGUCCUGCAUUCUUCCGAAAGAUUUGGUCAGCUUACCGAAAAUUGUUAACAUCUCGAUAGCUAACGAAUGUACGGUUGUUUUACCUGUGGGAAACACAAGGAAAGAGACAUCUUGCAAGAGAGAUUACGGAAUUUGCAUUCCUCCGAUAUUUGGAAAUAUUCGAGUCGCCGAUGUAGUUGAGUUUCUAGAAAUGUCGCAACUUUUAGGAGCGUCAUAUUUUACAUUUUAUGACAACAAUAUAUCUCAAAGCGUGAGGAAAGUGCUUACUUACUACGAAAGAAAAGGGUUAGCACAAGUUCUUCCUUGGAGUUUACCCGCUUAUAUUACAGAUCAAGAUGUCCAUUACCAUGGGCAAAUUUUUUCCAUACAAGACUGCUUGUUCCGGUCAAUAAAUCGCCUCAACUUCGUUGCGUUCAACGAUUUAGACGAGUUUAUAAGCCCGCUUCAGAAUAAAAGCAUGCCUUCUCUACUUUACAGUAUCCACGACUCUAACUAUUGCGGCCACUGUUUUACAAGCGCAAUGUUUCCCACUGUAGAUAGCUUGACUCAAAACUAUUCUCUUUUCACUCAAAACGUUCUACAUCGUUCGCCGCAAGCUGAUUCGUCACACACCAAAUGCGUUGAUGAUCCACAAAGAGUGUUUGAGCAUGGAGUCCAUCUUAUCAUGCAACCAUUCGAAGGCUACAAAACUAACCAUGUGAACUGGAACAAAGCUAGAGUUUUCCAUUACAGAAAAUGU
Molecule: messenger RNA, 966 nt
Organism: Porites evermanni
Lineage: Eukaryota; Metazoa; Cnidaria; Anthozoa; Scleractinia; Poritidae
Source: the annotation of a GenBank genome assembly